Messenger RNA from Gryllus bimaculatus (two-spotted cricket), 2933 nucleotides. The record is from the annotation of a GenBank genome assembly. Lineage: Eukaryota; Metazoa; Arthropoda; Insecta; Orthoptera; Gryllidae.
GUUUUCGUGAUUGUGCUGAGCGAGCGGGGCUGAGGGGCGUAGAGCGUAUGGAUGAAAUGUCUGCUGUGGCAACUACUGCAUUUUAAUUUGCUGUGGCUUAUGAUUGGAGUUAUGGCAUUGUUUUACGUGACACAGGAAUCACAAAAUUGCAUGAUGUGUUGUGUGUUUUACCUGUAGACUUUUACCAUUUGUGCGGAAACUGUGCAAACGUUUGUGAAACAUUUUUCGCUCUUCGUGAUUAAGUAAAUAUCAAAGAUUGACUCAGUGUGGGGGGUGUGGGCCUCCCAUCCUUUACGCCUGCACUUGGCCCAGCAUCCCCGCGGCAGGAUGGGAGAAAUGGUGAUAGGGGACCGUCCUCCCUCUCCCGCACGUCUAGCUCAUACAUCAGAAAAACAUCCGCGAGGAACUUUGACGGAACUCAAUGUUUUGAGACGUCAUAGGGAACUCUGCGAUGUUGUCCUUAAUGUUGGGUCCCGAAAAAUAUUUGCCCAUAGAGUAAUCCUCUCAGCAUGCAGUCCAUAUUUUCGAGCAAUGUUUACGGGAGAAUUGGCAGAAUCUCGACAGACAGAAGUGACAAUACGAGAUAUUGAUGAAGUAGCAAUGGAACUUUUAAUUGACUUCUGUUACACAUCUCAUAUUGUAGUGGAAGAAGGCAAUGUUCAAACACUGCUGCCGGCUGCGUGCUUGCUUCAACUGGCAGAAAUUCAAGACAUAUGUUGUGAGUUUUUGAAGAGACAAUUGGAUCCAUCGAAUUGCUUAGGUAUUCGUGCAUUUGCUGAUACACAUUCUUGUCGAGAGCUAUUGAGAAUAGCAGAUAAAUUUACCCAACAUAACUUCCAAGAGGUGAUGGAAAGUGAAGAAUUCUUGCUACUUCCAGUGGGACAGCUAGUAGACAUCAUUUCUAGUGAUGAACUAAAUGUUCGGUCAGAAGAGCAAGUAUUCAGUGCUGUGAUGUCUUGGGUUAAGUACAAUGUGUCAGAGAGAAGACAACAUUUGGCUCAGGUUUUGCAACAUGUGCGUCUUCCCCUCUUGAGUCCAAAAUUCCUUGUGGGAACUGUUGGAUCAGAUUUGUUGGUGCGAAGUGAUGAUGCGUGUCGUGAUCUCGUAGAUGAGGCCAAGAACUAUCUCUUGCUGCCGCAAGAGCGGCCGCUGAUGCAAGGGCCUAGAACUAGACCACGCAAGCCCACUAGGCGUGGAGAAGUCCUCUUUGCCGUGGGAGGUUGGUGCAGUGGAGAUGCUAUUGCGUCAGUGGAACGUUUUGACCCCCAAUCUGCUGACUGGAAGAUGGUGGCUCCCAUGAGCAAGAGACGAUGUGGUGUGGGAGUGGCAGUGCUCAAUGACUUAUUGUAUGCUGUUGGAGGUCAUGAUGGACAAUCGUAUCUCAACAGUAUUGAAAGGUAUGAUCCACAAACUAAUCAGUGGUCUUGUGAUGUUGCACCUACUACAUCGUGUCGAACGAGUGUGGGGGUUGCGGUGCUCGAUGGCUUCUUGUAUGCAGUUGGGGGUCAGGACGGAGUUCAGUGCCUUAAUCAUGUAGAAAGGUAUGAUCCAAAAGAAAAUAAAUGGAGUAAAGUGGCUCCAAUGACUACUCGGAGAUUAGGAGUAGCUGUAGCAGUCUUAGGUGGCUUCCUGUAUGCCAUAGGAGGUUCCGAUGGACAGUGUCCUCUUAACACAGUGGAAAGAUAUGAUCCUCGGCAGAAUAAGUGGUCUCCUGUGUCUCCCAUGUCAACUCGCCGCAAACACUUAGGUUGUGCAGUUUUUAACAAUUUAAUAUAUGCUGUUGGUGGCCGAGAUGAUUGUAUGGAGCUAUCUAGUGCAGAGCGUUACAACCCUCACUCUAAUACAUGGAGCCCAAUUGUAGCCAUGACAUCUCGAAGAAGUGGGGUGGGACUUGCAGUCGUGAAUGGCCAGUUAUAUGCUGUUGGUGGCUUUGAUGGAACUGCAUACUUGAAAACUAUUGAGGUGUAUGAUACCGAGCAGAACCAAUGGCGGCUAUGUGGUGCCAUGAACUACCGACGUCUGGGGGGAGGGGUGGGAGUGAUGCGGGCCCCUCAGACUGAAAACUACUUCUGGUAAUCUCCUUUGCAAGCUAGCGAUCCUGCAGCCAACAUACAACCAAUUGUGUCUAGUCCUCACAGCAGCAGUGUUGAUAUAUCUUUCGCACUGUCUUGUUUCUUGUGGCUAUGGUGCUGUUGUGGUUUUAAUGAGUACACUUCUCUUCUUUGUGUUCUCUUUUGAAGCAAAAGUGCUUUAUUUUUCUUAUUUUCUUAAUUAGGCAGGCAGUGAUCUUAUCACAAUGUGAGACAUGUACAUUAAGUAUUCAAUUGACCAUGUGCUAAUAAUGAACAACUGUCUGACUUUUUCAGUAAAAAGAAGAUAACAGUAUGAAGCAUAUCAUGUCAUGCAUUGCAAUUGUGCACACAAGAUAGCAGUAGGUUAGUGUGCUUGGAACGUAUGAGGUGAAUUGAAAUCUGAUCGGUGCUUUGCAAGAAAAAGAAAUCUUUGGAAAUCAGCAGGAAUAUAUUUAUUUUAUUGUUAUCAACAUUAUUAUUGUUACUAUAAGUGGCAUGUAAUGUUCAGAACCCUGUUCAAAUUUGACUCAAACUUUUUGUGGAUGUAUUUAAUUUUUAUUGAUAAUGUAUAAGAGAAAAAAAAAUUAAUUUCCAUGAUUUUUGGCAGCUCUAUCAAUGCAUUUGGGUAUGUGAUGUAAAACCAAAUACAAAUGUGCGUUUAUGAAAUGACUUUGUGUACAUAUAAAUAAAUAUUAAAUAACAGAUUGUGUCCUAUUCUGUAUGUUAGUAGUUUGUAAAUUUGUCUAAUUUGUAAUUAAAUAAAAGUGUAUUGAAUACUCAUAUUUCUGAGUACUUUGUCCGUAACCAUGACAAUGCAUUUGUUAAUUUCACUACAUCUUUAUUAGCUUAAUAAUAACUGGA